UACUCGGCGCCAAGCGAAAAAUCAGUUUACAACGGAAAGCACAAAGCGACGGUCGUUAAAAUUUACACAAACUACGGGAAAAUAAAUAAAAAAUAAAUAAAUAAGUAAAUUAAAUAAAAAUAAAUGAAAUCCCAAGCAAAAGAGAAUUUAACGUAAAUUUUGCUUGGUUACGAAAAAAGGUGUUGGAAUUCCCCUGAGUGUGUUUGUUGUGUGCAUUAAAUUCCACGAGUUGCCAAAGAAUUUGGCCAGCGAGGCUAAUAAAGCGAUACGUGUCCUGCGCGAGGCAAAAUCCGCCCCAAAACCCAGAAGCUAAGCCAACCCAAAGUUUGACGUCGGCGGUUCGUUGGAAAGGCCAAGACAUAGAGUUAAUUGCCAACGUUGAUGGCUGCCACCAAAAUCAUUGAUGCACCGCGAAACGGCCACGAAAUGGCGCCACUGAACACGAGAGCGCGGGGCGACGGCACCCAUGGGGUGACCAUUGUCCUCACUGCACCGCAGCGCAAUUCGGUGCAAUCGGUGGAUAUACCUGGCGAGCCAGACCGCGCGGCCUGGAGUGGCAAGAUGCAGUUCUUUCUCAGCAUCAUUGGCUAUUCCGUGGGCCUGGGCAACAUAUGGCGCUUCCCGUACCUCUGCCAGCAGAACGGCGGCGGCGCAUUUCUGAUACCCUUUAUGAUCAUGUUAGUAUUGGAGGGCAUACCGCUCUUCCUCAUCGAGCUGGGCAUGGGACAGCGCAUGCGCCUGGGCGCUCUGGGCGUGUGGAAUACCAUACAUCCCUGGCUGGGCGGCAUCGGCAUCUCCUCGUGCAUUGUGACGCUGUUCGUGGCGUUGUACUACAACGUGAUCAUCACGUGGGUCUUCUAUUAUCUGUUUAAUAGUUUUCGAUAUCCGCUGCCUUGGUCGACUUGUCCCACUAAUGGCACUGGGUUUGAGCUGGAGGAGUGCGCGAAGUCUUCGGAGACCACAUAUUUCUGGUAUAGAACCACCUUGGAUGCGGCUCCCUCGAUGGAUGAGCCCGGCGGCCUGAAGUGGUGGAUCGUCCUCUGCUUGCUGCUCUCGUGGACCAUCGUCUUUUUCAUUGUGAUGAAGGGCAUCCAGAGCUCCGGCAAAGUGGUCUACUUCACCUCGCUCUUCCCCUACAUUGUGCUGACCAUCUUCUUCAUACGCGGCAUCACGCUGCGCGGAGCCGGCGCCGGACUAAUGCACAUGUAUACGCCGAAGGUGGAGAAACUGCUGGAGCCGACAGUCUGGCUCGACGCGGCCACGCAGGUAUUUUACUCGUUUGGCUUAGCCUUCGGCUCGCUGAUUGCCUUCGGCAGCUACAAUACGCCCAAGAACAACUGCGUCCGAGACGUGCUGCUGGUGUCUGUCUGCAAUGCAGUCACUGCCAUCUACGCGAGUGUCGUCAUCUUUGCUAUUCUCGGCUUCAAGGCCACCGUCAACGUGGAUCGCUGUGUGGCCAGCAACACGGACAUAUUAGUUAAGCAUGCGCUGUUGCCCUUCAAGAAUGCCUCCAGCGAGGAAUACGAGGCAGUCAUGCAAAAGAUCAAUGGAACCGAACUCGAUGCACUGCAUCUCAGUGAGUGCAGCCUGUCCAAGGAGCUGGACAACGCCGCGGAAGGCACCGGCUUGGCAUUCAUUGUCUUCACUCAGGCUAUUGUGGAGCUGCCGGGCGCACCGUUCUGGGCGGUGCUGUUCUUCACCAUGCUACUGUCGCUUGGGCUGGGCUCACAGAUUGGCAUUCUUGAGGGGAUGCUGUGCACGUUGUUCGACAUAGACAUCAUCAAGCGGGUUAAGAAACAACAUGUCACUGGUGUGGUAUGUCUAUUCUGCUUUAUUGUCGGUUUCAUCUUCUGCACAGGUGCCGGUGAAUAUUGGCUCAAGAUGUUUGAUUCUUUUGCCGGUACAAUUGGCUUGGUUGUAGUCGCCCUAAUGGAAAUGAUAGCAGUCAUAUUUAUCUAUGGCCAUGAGCGCUUCACCGAGGACAUCUAUCAGAUGACAGGCUAUAGACCCGGAGUUUACUGGCAGAUGACCUGGCGCUAUAUUGGUCCGGUUAUCAUGGUCUGCAUUUUGGUCUCCUCCAUAGUCUUUAUGGUCAUUCGCAAUCCGACAUACGGUGCCUGGAAUGCCGAAAAGGGUAUUGUUGAACAGAAGGAUUAUCCGAACUGGGUCAUGGGCAUUGCCCUCGCCAUGAUCUUGGCUGGUGUAUUGCCCAUGCCCAUUGUGUUCCUCAUGCGCAGCUUCCAGUGCCUCAAAGUGGAUCUGGACAUACACCAAGGCUCCAUCAGGCGCAAUGAGACAACCGCCUCAACUAAGGAAAUGAUUGACAACGAUGACGACAAUUUGAGUCCGGAUAUGCCACCGCAAGAUUUAUUAGCGGCCACACGCUUCACAAUUGGAGACUUUGAAAACUAGAAACUGAAGUACUAAACACAUCCAACAAGAUACCUAACCUUAAACUUAACUAACUCAAAAAGUAGCCUCCCACAAAAAUAAAAAAAUAAAAGAACUAAGAUGAAAAGAAUUGACAAACAGUAACGCCUGACACCCACGCUGUGAGGAUAAAUUUCACGCGCCGUCUGCCUGACUACAAAUACCCUACAAAAACAAAAGCCGCACUCACAUUACGUAACAAUCCGAACCGAUCCGCAUUCGCCACUAAGUAAACUAUGAAUACUUUUAAAGACGCACAGCCAAAACUUAACAGUAGCAAAAGAUAAAUUAAAAAAAAAAAAGAAAAAAGAAAACAAAAACAAUCGCAAUGCCAUUUAAAUGUAAUAGAGUUUGAUAAACAACAAGCGAUUAACUUCGAUAACAAGUACUCGUCAGCGCCUUCUUUACAAAGAACAAAAACAAA
Messenger RNA from Drosophila navojoa, 2854 nucleotides. RefSeq names its product sodium-dependent neutral amino acid transporter B(0)AT3. Gene Ontology annotation, molecular function: glycine transmembrane transporter activity; amino acid:sodium symporter activity. Gene Ontology annotation, biological process: nitrogen compound transport; amino acid import across plasma membrane; sodium ion transmembrane transport. NCBI's taxonomy places the organism in Eukaryota, Metazoa, Arthropoda, Insecta, Diptera, Drosophilidae. Gene Ontology annotation, cellular component: plasma membrane. The record is from RefSeq and is a predicted model, not a curated record.